AUGUCCCGCGACCGGUUGAUGGCUUUGGUUCUCGACACCUGUAGCCGAGAGAACGUCAAACGUAUUGCAUCGGCAUUUCCUAGUAUGGAACUACUGGACGGUCUGAUCCAGUAUUUCCUCUCAUCGCCAUCGAUAGACGCGCCAACGUGGUUUCACCUUCCUACUUUUUCACCCUCGAAGUUGAACCCGGAGUUGCUUGCUUCUGUCGUGUCUGCUGGAGCGGCCACUCUUCCUGACAUAUCUUUGCGAAAGCUGGGCUACGCUUUGCAUGAGGCUUCCAGAUUAGGGCAGUCCAAAUCAUUCGAAGAGGACAACACAGCUAUCAGGGAUCUUCAGCACUUGCAGACGUUCCUGCUGCAACUCAAAGUCGGCAUGUGGAGUGGCAUCAGCCGGAAGAUGGAGAUUGCAGAGAGCUUUCUCCAGCCGCUGAUGACGAUGCUUCGCCGUGGUGGUCGCUUUCGUCGUUCGACUUGGAAAGAGAUCAGUCCGUCUCCUGACGACCAGGGCUCUGUUUUGGAAGAAAAGUGGCUGAGUUGGGUUAACCAAGAGUCCUUUCUUCGCUUGGUUCAUCGCGCCUUCGAGUUCGAUCGGCAGUCGUCGAUGGCAUUGCUUAAGCCACCACUGCUUUCCUACGCGGAGAUGCAAUUACCCUUGCCGAGUCCAAACUCAUUAUGGCAGGCCAAAUCUGCUGCAAACUGGAAAAUGGCGUACCUGAAUGACGCAUCGGCAACUGCGAAGCGACCAUCAGCGACCGAAUGUCUACUUGAUCUGGAGCACCUCACUCAACACGACUAUGCCAGUUCGACUUAUCUGUACCUAAUGUGGGGUCCAAUAUGGGAAUAUCGUCAGAUGUGCGCCUUGACAUCUAGGUCACAGUCGCUGUCAACCAACAGCCUCAUUCUCUCGUCGCGCUACCAAGAGCUCACAAAGCAGCUGGAAGAUUUCAGGCUCAGCACACCUCCCAUGACUAAGAGCGUUGAGAUAACACUGGAGAUGUUGCUAGUUCAUCUCAACGCACCUCUCGAUGACAUCCAGCUCUUCGCUGGUAUCGAAGGGCAAGAAGAAGCACGCAGCGCAUACCCUGGCCUUCGAGACUGGGCAAAGACUCCCUCAGCGCGCCAAGCACUGUGGCAUGCCGGUCAGAUCUUGCGCGCCGCUGAGGUGCUACCAAAAGCUCUGCUUAGUAACUUCAACGCCAUUGCUGUGUAUCAUGCAGGGCUCAUACUAUGGGUUUACGGCUUUCUCAGACGAUCUGUAACAACGGAACAGAUUGACACGGCUGUUGUGCUCAACGGGGACGACUCGUUAAGCGCCCGCAAGUUCAUCACUCUGGAUCGCGGUAUUCCGGCGAUCAAGAACUCCGGAUCACAACAUCCUACCCACUUAAGCGAUGUUUGUGGAGUCAUGGACGGUUUGACGCAACUGCUUCGAGCGCACCAUGACGCGUCAGAACCUUCUCCGCCGCUGGUCGGCAACUUGGUGCAAUUGCUGGAAGGCCUGCGAUCUGCCAUCAAAUGA
This is a messenger RNA of Alternaria hordeiaustralica, 1518 nucleotides long. RefSeq lists its product as uncharacterized. The coding region runs from base 1 to 1518 and encodes 505 amino acids. NCBI's taxonomy places the organism in Eukaryota, Fungi, Ascomycota, Dothideomycetes, Pleosporales, Pleosporaceae. Gene Ontology annotation, molecular function: DNA binding; zinc ion binding. The record is from RefSeq and is a predicted model, not a curated record. Gene Ontology annotation, biological process: DNA-templated transcription. The transcript has 2 exons.